AUUCUCGUUUCCGGUGUGAAGGCAGGCAGAAACAUAAGAAAGUGUACAUUUUCAUUUAUUUUCUGUCGUCAUUUUUAGCCACGGAAACGUGUUGCGUUUGAUGAAAUUAAUUUUAUUUUAUGUUCGUUCGUAGUCGAUCGUAAAACGUGUUCUAAUUAGUGUGCUCUGCUACAUAGGAUAGGAGGAUUCACUGGUUCGUCAUAGACAGUGGAAGGUGGUGCCGGCGUGUCGCCUGCAUUGUCCCUGGUGGCUUCAGUGAAGCGAGGAUCAACAUUCGUCGCGACCGGAGUCUCUCGUCCAUUGGGGCGUUACCGUUUUAUAUGACUUUAGCAAGAUAUACAGAGAAAUCAGUACAGUGCGAGGAGAGUGGGCGGUGUGUCUUGGCGAGGACAGCGGCCGGCUGCCGUCGAGGGUGCAUGACGCUUCACACACCGACACACACUGUCCGAAGAACAUCAAAAUUUUGCAGUAACAGGCACCGCAAACUGCUGCCGUUGCGGCCCACGUGACUGCCGCGCGCCGCGGCGCCCCGAGCCGCAUGCCGCCCCGAGCCGCGAACACACGCCACUAGAUAUACACCGCCCGAUCCAGCGUCAAAAAGGAACCAUCGCGAAACCGGAAUAAUUUAGUUAGAAUAUUAAUUUAGCAAGCUAUCAUCCAACAUGGGGUCUGUGAACGUGAACCGCAAUGUCGCGGACGCGUUCUACCGGUACAAGAUGCCGCGCAUCUGCGCCAAGGUUGAGGGCAAAGGGAAUGGGAUCAAGACCGUGAUCGUCAACAUGCCGGAGGUCGCCAAGGCGCUUGGCCGCCCUGCCACUUAUCCGACAAAAUACUUCGGGUGCGAGCUGGGUGCGCAAACCCAGUUCGACUUCAAGAACGAGCGCUUCAUCGUCAAUGGCUCGCACGACUCCGCCAAACUGCAGGACUUGCUCGAUGGUUUCAUCCGCAAGUUCGUGCUGUGCCCGGAGUGCGACAACCCGGAGACUGAGCUGAUCGUGUCGACGAAGCGCAACACCAUCUCUCAGGGCUGCAAGGCGUGCGGCUACCACGGCCAGCUGGACUUCAACCACAAGCUGAACACGUUCAUCUUGAAGAACCCGCCCGCCGCCGACCCUAGCAUGCAGGCACGUAUCGCCCCGCUCAAAGAAGGCUCGUCUCUGACGGAGGGCAACCGCGGCAAGCGUUCCAAGCGCUCCGGGCCCACCGCCGCCGCCAACGGGAACCACGACGGAGACGCCGACGCCAAGAACGAGAGCGAGCCAGCUACGCCGACCACUCCCGCGCCGAAGUCCAAAUCCAAGUCGGCGCACGACGAGGAUGACGACGACGGCAACUGGACCGUUGACGUGUCUGAGGCGGCCGUGCGUGCGCGCAUGCAAGACCUGACGGAGGGCGCUAAGUGCAUGACCCUGUCGGAGGACAGCGAGAAGAACGAGAAGCAGCGCAUGGACCUGUUCUACAUCUACUUGAAGGAGCGCGCCGGCAACCACGACGUGGAGGGCGCCAAGGCCGCCACCGACAUCUUGCACGAGGCCGAGCGGCUGGAAGUGAAGUCGAAGGCGCCGCUGCUGAUCUUCGAGGUGCUGGUGCGGCCGGGCUCGCUGGCGGCGGACGUGAAGAAGCACCGGCUGCUGCUGCUGCGCUUCACGCGCGGGGACUCGCGCGCGCAGCGGGCCGCGCUGCACGCGCUCACGGCGCUGUGCGCGCACCACCCCGCGCUGCUGCCCAAGGUGCCCGCCAUACUCAAGCUCCUGUACGACAUGGACAUCGUGGAAGAGAAGGCGAUAAUGGAGUGGGCGUCGAAGCCGUCAAAGAAGUACGCGUCCAAAGAAGUGACCAUGGAAGUGCGGCGACGCGCGCAGCCCUUCUUGGACUGGCUCACGGAGGCCGAGGAGGACUCCUCCGACAACGACGGCCACGACCAUGAGGACAUCGAGAUUGAGUAUGACGACCGCGCGGCCGCGACCCCGAUCAAGGCCGUGGUGGCGGCGCCGGCCGCGCGCCGCGACGACGACGACGCGGACGGCGACGUCGACAUCGACGCCAUAUAGGCGCCAGGUAGAGCCACGACGCAGCCCCACGCCCUGGAUGAUAGUAGUCUACUGGUUAUUGAAGGACGACAUGAAGGUACACUAAAAUUGAGGUAAACUGCCGUGAUGAAGAUGGAAAAAAAUUUAUAAACUUAAGUCUCAAAUCUCAAAAGGCAUAGUGUCCUAAUACGUCUCUUUCUCAAGCUGUCUAUCUUUCCCUUUCUAACAUAAGAAGCUCUUAUAAUAUACAUAACCCACUACUUACACAUAUCUCCCUUACCAAACAAUGAAUGUAUGGAGCAGGCUCCAUCACACUCCAUCUGGGAAUUGCUGUAUCAUAUUUUCCGUCUUCAUUUCGCCAUCUUAAUAUUACCUCGAUUUUACUCUAACUUCUUUAGUCUGCAAUAGCAAUGAUUCCUAAUAUUUAAAAUUUAACAAAACACCAGCUGUAAAGUUACCUUGUCACUGCUCAUUAGUAUAUUAACAUUGACAAAUGGGUUAACUGAAAUCUGGUGUAUUUAGACAAUCGUCAAAUAGUAGUAGUUUAAAAUUUCAUUCGAAAACUAAUUUGUAACAUUGAAAAUGUAAAAUAGACUGUAGAACUGGCUCUCUUGAUUUCCGCAUAAAUUGUUCACUUUUGAAAUAUGUAAUUCCGAAUAAAUGAUGUAAAGUUAUAAUCGAUAUUCCGGUUCGUCUCCGCCAAUAGCUUGAUGUUAGACUACAAUUACAUAACGCUGUGUAGGUUAUAUCAAACAAACCCUUCAAAAAUAUUAUUAGCAAGCGACUCCACUAGACGUAAAGAUUAUCCUAUUAUAAUGCACUAUUACAAAGCUUAAACUACGCUGGAUUGCAUUACGCUACGAUUUUUGUAUCCCAUCACGUUCCUAAAUAUUUUUUGUAUGUUUUAAAUCAUUUUUACUUUUUCCUAUAUUUAUUUUGCAAAGUCGCGGUUGCGCCAACUGAUUGCGACAUAUAUCCAAUGUUGAUAUGACAUCGGUGAUAGCAAUACAGAGAAUGUAAAGACUACGUGCUAUAAAGCAAUACGCAUUUGUAUGAAAUGUUUAAAAAUGAAAUAGAAAAUGGUUUAGUAUUUAAAAGUUGUAAAUCGGCAAUGGCGUACGGUGAGGAGUAACAUGAUAAGUAAAACGGAACCAAAUUGAUGUCACAAAAUUGUUGUGCCUCAUGGCACUAUGUAUAAAGCUAUAGAGAUAGCUUGAAAACAUUGUGCUUACUCGGAAGAAAAUGCACGAUCGAAGCUAAUAAAAAAUCAAUGAAUGCGUCUUCGAAAAAGCAUCGACUUUUGAAGAACGAAAUUAAUAAUUUCGUAAAAAUACGUCUUUGGCUAUAAGCGCAAUCAUUUCAAAUAGAUAACCGACCGUGGUGCUGUGACCGGGAUGUCAACAAACCAUAUCUUAUUAAGGUUCCGCACUUUUCAUUUACUCAGCGCGAUGCGUCGAAUGUUUUAUAUAUGUGUAUGUAAUUUAGGUUAGUUUAUUUGCGAUGGAGCCCCACGGUACGCGAGCAGUUGUAAUAUAUACCUGUAAGGACGUCAGCUAACUGAUGCGUACGAUCGGCUGCGACACACUGUCUCCUCUUAAUAUUUACUAUUAUAAUAUAGAAUAUUUUGAAAUUGCCACCUGACAAUUUUAUUAGAUUUGUUUUGUAUUCAAUACAUUUGGAUUCCGA
This is a messenger RNA of Pectinophora gossypiella (pink bollworm), 3716 nucleotides long. It is a transcript of the gene eIF5, whose product is annotated as eukaryotic translation initiation factor 5. Lineage: Eukaryota; Metazoa; Arthropoda; Insecta; Lepidoptera; Gelechiidae. Gene Ontology annotation, molecular function: translation initiation factor activity; GDP-dissociation inhibitor activity; eukaryotic initiation factor eIF2 binding. The coding region runs from base 663 to 2051 and encodes 462 amino acids. The transcript has 14 exons. The record is from RefSeq and is a predicted model, not a curated record. Gene Ontology annotation, biological process: formation of translation preinitiation complex; translational initiation; formation of cytoplasmic translation initiation complex. Gene Ontology annotation, cellular component: cytosol.